Molecule: messenger RNA, 709 nt
Organism: Vitrella brassicaformis
Lineage: Eukaryota; Vitrellaceae
Source: the annotation of a GenBank genome assembly
GCAAGACCGAAAAAAAGAUGGGUGCGGGCGGCUCGAAGGAUCCGGACACCUCCGAGCUGGUCAGGAGAGCCAAAAUAGGUGUCGUUCAGCUCAGGGAGCCUUGAAAGGACAAUCCAUAUGUCAUCACGGAGCCCGACUGGGAGCGCCUAACAUACGCGGAGCUGUCCAUGGUUGUCAGCAGUCUCACGCCCAACGGCGGCAUCCAGCAUGAAUACGGCUUCGCAGCUAAGGUGGACUACUGGGGCCGCCUGCAGAUGGAGCAGAGGCAGCGGGACAGCGAAAGGUACAUACCAUGACCAGGCACGUCGGCACCCAGGUGGCCAUGAUGCUUACGUACUGUGCAUGUCGUUGUCCUUUUGUCUCAUGCAGGGGGCAAGACUUGAAGGAUUCGAAUUCUGCUCCAUCGUCAUCCCGUAAGUCGGAUCCUUCGCCCCAGCCGAUGGCAGCCGAGGAGGCAGGGGCUGCGGAUGAGCUCAGACAACGACCCGGCCGACGGAGGAGUGCUGACAAGAACGAACAAGAACAGGGCGGACGGCAGCCGGCCGGGGGCGGUGGGAGGGCGGGUGCACUCUGACGGACAGUGACGCUGCAUUCACGUGGCUGGCUGCUCGUACGUGUGUGUGUGUGUGUGUGUGUGGCCUGACCACAUGCUGCUUGCCUGUCUGCCUGCCCGCCUGCAAUGUGGUGUGGUGUGACCCCUCUCUCUGUG